Molecule: messenger RNA, 3480 nt
Organism: Peniophora sp. CBMAI 1063
Lineage: Eukaryota; Fungi; Basidiomycota; Agaricomycetes; Russulales; Peniophoraceae
Source: the annotation of a GenBank genome assembly
AUGGAUAUCGAAUUUGCUCGUCAGAAAGGUUUUGAGCUUAAGCCUGUCGCUCGACCUAUACCAAUCCGCAACGCAGACGGAUCUUGCAAUCGUGCUGGUUCUGUUACGCAUUACGUAGAGCUGGUCUUAACCAUUCAGGGUCACAAGGAGGUACUCCCUGUGCCACCUGCGUCUUUGGGCUCCUGUCCCCUGUUUAUUGGUUAUGACUGGUUGGAAUUCCACAAUCCUAGCGUCAAUUGGCGGCAUCAUACUCUGGAGUUCAGCCGCUGCCCGUCCUCUUGCGGGACACUGCAUGAGGAUGAGGACAUCGAUGUCUGGGAGGAUGAAGGAUUAGAAGAAGGAGAUCACAUCUUUGCGCUGGAUAUAGCCGCUUAUAGCUCCGUUUGGGAGGAAGAGCUGGCUUUUCGUCAUGCUAUGCAUAUACGCGCAUUUAAAACCAAGGCAUCUGAGAUAGCCGAACAAGAAGCGAAGCGUCAAAAAGAUCAAACAUUCGCAGAACAAGUCCCAUCACCUUAUCACGACUUCAAGGACGUCUUUAGUAAAGAACACUUCGACAAACUACCAGAAAGGACUCCUUACGACCACGCUAUCGAAUUCACGUGCGACUUCAAGCCUGUUAUGGGCAAAGUCUACCCACUAUCUCCUGCAGAACAAAAGGAGUUAGACGCCUUCCUUAAGGAGAACUUGCUAUCGCAACGCAUACGACCUUCUAAGUCACCGAUGGCCUCACCGUUCUUCUUUAUCAAGAAAAAGGAUGGCACGUUACGCCCUGUUCAGGAUUACCGCAAGCUCAACGACAUGACCAUCAAGAACCGUUAUCCUCUUCCCCUUAUUCAAGAGCUCUUAGACAAGCUCAAGGGCGCUCGCAUCUUCACCAAGCUCGAUAUUCGGUGGGGAUACAACAACGUCUGUAUCAAAGAGGGAGACAAAUGGAAAGCUGCAUUCCGCACCAACCGUGGCCUGUUUGAGCCACUCGUCAUGUUCUUUGGUCUUACCAAUUCGCCUGCGACGUUCCAAGCUAUGAUGAACACCUUGCUCAAGGACCUGAUAGAAGAAGGACACGUCAUGGUCUACCUAGACGAUAUUCUUAUCUUCACCGAGUUGCUCGAUGAGCAUAGACGCAUUACUCGCCAAGUACUGCAGAUUCUCCGUGACAAUCACUUGUACCUCAAGCCGGAGAAAUGUAGUUUCGAGCAGAGCUCUAUCGAGUACUUAGGCAUCAUCGUGGAAGAAGGCACCUUUCGCAUGGACCCUGCAAAGGUCGCUGCCAUCCGUGAUUGGAUUACGCCUACAAAGAAGAAAGAUGUUCAGUCCUUCAUCGGCUUCUGCAACUUCUAUCGCCGCUUUAUUCAGGACUUCAGCAAGAUCGCACGACCGCUACACAACCUUACGAAGAAGGAUGCGCCUUGGCACUGGGGAAGUGCCCAGCAGCAAGCGUUUGACGCUCUCAAGGACAAGAUCACGUCCGCACCCGUCCUCGCUAUGCCUCGAGAUGAAGGACAGUAUAGGGUAGAAGCUGAUGCUUCCGACUAUGCUGUAGGAGCCGUGCUAUCGCAGUUACAAGAUGGCGCAUGGCAUCCUAUUGCCUUCCUGAGCAAGACGCUAAACGCUGCUGAACGCAAUUAUGAAAUCUACGACAAGGAGAUGUUGGCUAUUAUGACCGCAUUAGAGGAAUGGAGGCAUUACCUUCUGGGAACAGCAGAGCCUUUUGAUAUCUGGACAGACCAUCAGAACCUCACGUACUUCCGUGAAGCUCGCAAGCUUAAUCGCCGUCAAGCCCGCUGGUUCACCGAGUUGCAGGACUACUACUUCGUCCUUACACACCGGCCAGGCAAAACGAUGGGCAAGCCAGAUGCUCUUUCCCGUGACGCCGUGAGAAACGAAGGCUUGCAUGACAACGAGAACGUUGUGCUCCUUAAGCCUGAGUUAUUCCGGCUACUCCUCAUUCAAGCAACGGUUGUAGACAUCCAAGGCAUGGAUCAUACGUUCUUUGAACGUAUUCGCGACUCCGAAGCUGCUGUAGACGACAAGGUAUCCAAAGCUCUUGCUGAGGAUAAGCAGCAUCUACGUUGGAGUCAGCGUGAGGACGGAGUUAUCAUCUCAGGAACAGCCCUAUACGUGCCGCGCGACGAUACUUUACGCGCAGACAUCCUUAAAGCACAUCAUGACACACCUAUGGCUGGUCACCCAGGCGAGAUGAAGAUGUACAACUUGAUCCGUUCAAACUACUUUUGGCCAGGACUUCGGCACGACGUUAAGCGUUACACUAAGUCGUGUUCAGUCUGCCAAACGGUCAAGAUUGAUCGUCAACCACGUCACGCUCCGUUACAUCCCCAUGAUCCGCCUACCGCUCCCUGCGAGGUUAUUGGUGUAGACUUCAUUGGCCCACUACCUGAAUCCGAAGGCCAGAACAUGAUUUGCGUCAUCACCGACCAUUUCACAAAGUUCGUCAUCUAUACACCUUGCCUCAAUACCAUCAACUCGGAGCAAUUGGCACGUCUAUACAACGAACACCUCUAUGGGAUCUUCGGCAUGCCUCGCCAUGUUAUAUCCGAUCGAGGAUCUGUCUUUGUGUCUGAGUUCACUCGCACGCUCAUGAAAAUCCACGGCAUUGAGGGAAAUCCAUCAACCGCAUAUCACCCUCAAACCGAUGGUCAGACCGAACGACAGAACCAAGAGAUUGAGGCAUACCUACGCAUAUGGGUAUCUCACCAUCAGGACGACUGGGUUCGCUGGUUACCAGACGCGCAGUUUCGGUAUAACAACUUGGUGCACUCCGCUACGGGUCAUUCCCCUAUUCAAGCCCUUACGGGUAGAGAACCGUACUCGGGAUACAACCCUCGUGUGCAAACCAACAUGCCGAAUUUGGAAGCGUUAGCCGAGCAACGUAACCGCAUCCAGGAGGAAGUUAGCGCUGCAUUAGCCGAGUCCAAACGGCUGAUGAAGGAACAGUAUGACAAACACAUCGCCAAAGAACAUCCAUACCAGAUUGGCGAUUAUGUUUGGCUCAGCGCUAAGAACCUCAAGUCUGAUCGGCCUAUGAAGAAACUAGACGUCUUGCGCUACGGCCCCUUCAAGAUCCUUAAACGGAUCGGGCCCUCCGCCUACAAAUUACAAAUACCCCCAACAUGGACACAAAAGGGUAUUCACGACGUCUUCAAUGAAGUUCUUCUUAUGCCUUUCAUCGGUCCUGCCUUCCCAAACCAAGUCAACGUCAAACCUCAACCUCCGGAUAUCUUCUAUAGGGAUGAUGUCCCAGAAGAAGAAUACGAGGUUGAAGAGAUACUGGACUCGCGGAAACGCGGACGUACUGUCCAGUACUUGACAAAGUGGACGGGAUACUCAGAUCUCUGGAACUUGUGGGAGGAUUGGGAUGACUUGACGCAUGCUCGGGAUAAAGUCUUAGAAUUCCAUGAGAAAUACCCGAGGAAACCCAAACAUGCGUCUCUUCAAGCCCAGCGACGUUCCACAAGGCGUUAA